AUGACCCCGAAGUAUGCGCGCGACACGGUUCGUGCCGUGCCUCUCGUUCCCAAAGGGGACUGUGAAAGGAGGAAUGCGUUGAGCAGGGGUAUGACCCCGAACUCUCCGCGUGGCACGGUUCCGACGUUUCUGCAGCAAAGGCCUCAGAAGAAGAGCAGCGACCAGAACGCGGGCAACAUUGUGAAGCUGCAAAACCCCCACCUGAAGGACAUCAAAGUGGACAACCUGUACCACCUGGCGCUGUCCACGGCCACACACCAGCUGAAGGAGAUGUUCGGCGACAUCAAGUUUGUGUGCAUGGGCGGCACGACGUCACGGAUGCACCGCUUCGCCCAGUUCAUCAAGACGGGCCUCGACAUCAAUUUGCCGACGGGCGCUGAACUUUACGACAUCAGCGAAGCCUCGCACCGCUACUGCAUGUACAAAAUCGGACCUGUGCUCUCUGUCAGCCACGGGAUGGGCUCUCCUUCUCUCUCCAUCGUGAUGCACGAGCUGUUGAAGCUGCUGCAUUACUCCCAUUGCACCCCGGACGUCGUCAUGCUGCGCCUUGGAACUUGCGGAGGCAUUGGGGUUCCCCCUGGAUCGGUCAUCGUGAGCACAGCCGUCAUGAACGGCCUGCUACAAGAGGAACUGGAAGUCUUCAUUCUGGGAGAGUGCGUGAGGCGUCCCUGCGUUCUGGACGGUGAUCUGGUACGCGAGCUUGUGGACGUGGGCAACCGUUUCUUGCCCGCUGUGCAAAUCGUGCGCGGCAAGACGCUGUCCACCGAUGACUUUUACGAAGGUCAAGGCCGACUGGACGGUGCGUUUUGCACUUACACGGAGAAGGCCAAGCGCCAGUUCAUGGAGAAGCUCCGGUCUAUGGGCGUGCGCAACAUCGAGAUGGAGGCUUCCCAGUUCGCCGCCAUGUGUCACUUCGCCGGCCUCAAAGGAGGCGUGGUUUGCGUAUCGCUCCUGGACCGUCUUGAAGGAGACCAGGUAGACGUGCCCGACUCCGAGAUGAUCGAGUGGCAAGAGCGGCCGCAGGAGCUCGCCCUCCAGUUCAUCCGCAACAGGCUGGGCCUGCCUCCGAAGUCAAAUUAG
Rhipicephalus sanguineus (brown dog tick) is the source of this 1080-nucleotide messenger RNA. Its product is annotated as uridine phosphorylase 1-like. Gene Ontology annotation, molecular function: uridine phosphorylase activity. The record is from RefSeq and is a predicted model, not a curated record. The coding region runs from base 1 to 1080 and encodes 359 amino acids. Lineage: Eukaryota; Metazoa; Arthropoda; Arachnida; Ixodida; Ixodidae. Gene Ontology annotation, biological process: nucleotide catabolic process; uridine catabolic process. Gene Ontology annotation, cellular component: cytoplasm; cytosol. The transcript is spliced from 8 exons.